This is a messenger RNA of Aspergillus nidulans FGSC A4, 1701 nucleotides long. RefSeq names its product putative FAD binding monooxygenase. NCBI's taxonomy places the organism in Eukaryota, Fungi, Ascomycota, Eurotiomycetes, Eurotiales, Aspergillaceae. The record is from RefSeq and is a predicted model, not a curated record. Gene Ontology annotation, molecular function: FAD binding; oxidoreductase activity, acting on paired donors, with incorporation or reduction of molecular oxygen, NAD(P)H as one donor, and incorporation of one atom of oxygen; oxidoreductase activity. The coding region runs from base 1 to 1701 and encodes 566 amino acids. The transcript has 2 exons.
AUGUCGGACAGUCGGAGCCCCGAUACACAGCCUUCAGCUUCAAACUGCGAAGUGAUUGAGGGUCUCAAUUUAUUGAAUCGAGGAAGUAUAAAUAGAAUGGAUUGGACCAAGGUACAGAAAAUUUCGAAUAUUUCUCACCCACGAUACAUCUACUUCUUACGGCCGAUGACGAGCAAUCCUGACGUCUUGAUCAUUGGCGCCGGUCCGUCCGGUCUUGUUACAGCAUUGUGGCUAGCCACGCACGGGAUCUCUAUUCGCAUCAUCGACAAAGCAAAGGCGGAUGUUUCGACCUCCCGGGCACUAGCCAUUCAGGCACGGACACUGGAACUAUACCGCCAGCUCGAUAUCGCUGAAGAGGUUGUUGCGAAUGGGCACAAAGUCAGAGCAACGAAUAUCUGGUCGGAGGGCACAUAUCGGGGACAUAUUCCCAUCGGCGAUAUUGGCACAGGGCUUACGCCGUACCCGUUCAUCCAUAUCUUUUCGCAGGAUCAACACGAGAGGCUGCUCGAGAACCGCCUAGCGUCGUUUGGCGUCCAUGUCGAGCGAGGUCUGGAAUUCAUAGGAUUCACAGAAAACGACUCCUCCAUAACAGCUCGGUUGAAAUCCACUGACCACGAAAAUGAUAUAGAAACAUGCGAAGCGGCCUUCAUUGUCGGCUGUGACGGACCGCAUUCAACCGUUCGUCAUGCCGCCGGAAUUGAUUAUGACGGUGCAACGUACUCCCAUACAUUUUUUGUUGCCGAUAUUGAGGGAGCCGGGCCAACUUUCAACGGCGAAGCGCACGUUAGCUUCAAUGAGUCCGAGUUUAUGUUGCUGUUCCCAUAUGAUGAUGACCAUCGGGCCCGCAUUUCGGGGGCUAUUGAUGACGAAACAGCAGAGAGAAAAGGUACUGAUAUCAGCUUCGAGGACAUCGCUCCACAGAUAAAGCGGUCAUUCAAGAUGCAGAUCGACAAGAUGAACUGGUUCUCCACUUAUCGGAGCCAUCAUCGCGUAGCGGCGUCGUUCGCCAAAGGCAGAGUAUUCCUGGUUGGGGACGCUGCGCAUAUCCAUAGCCCAGUCGGAGGACAGGGCAUGAACACUGGAAUAGGAGAUGCAAUCAAUCUUGCCUGGAAGUUAUCAGCGGUUGUUAAGAAACAAGCUGGUUUAUCGUUGCUUCAAAGCUAUGAGACAGAGCGCCGCGCUUUUGCGCUUCAAUUGGUCAGCACGACAGACAAAGGCUUCAAUGCUGCCAUCUCACAGAGCUUUCUGGCUCGAACCGUGCGGACUCAUGUUGUGCCUUAUAUUGCUCCUUUGCUCGCCAAAAUCGAGUACGUCAGGCACUACGUGUUUCGGAGAGUGUCCCAGAUCAUGCUCGGUUAUCCACACAGCAGCUUAUCUACUGGGAGCGCUGGGUACGUUCACGGAGGUAGUCGGAUGCCAUGGGCAGUUGCUGGCGACAUCGACAAUUUUGAGACCCUGAAAUCGAUCACCUGGCAGGUCCAUGUAUACGGGAUCGCGAAGUCGGAAUUGACAGAGUGGUGCCAGAGCAGGAAGAUUCCUUUGCACGUCUUUCCAUGGCAUGGCCAGUACGAAGCGGUCGGAUUAAUGGCCGAUGCAGCAUACUUGAUCAGGCCGGAUACCUAUGUUGCUGUUGCAGAGCCCUCGGGCGAUUCUCAGAUUUUCGAUCAGUACUGUGAAGAUAUUGGACUCCGAUGGGUUUGA